ACCUCUUUAUAUAUACUUUGCAUGAAAUGCACGCAUUAACAAAACACCACCAUUGAUAGAUAAACUGAGAAGAGAAGAGAAGAAGAUAGAACAUGAGUCAGGAGCAGCCUCAGAGGCCGCAGCACGAGGAAGCUGUCAAGUAUGGAGACGUCUUCAACGUCGAGGGAGAUCUGAAGAGCAAGCCGGUGGCACCGGUUGACGCUGCCUUGAUGCAGAAGGCGGAGAAUGCGAUGCUCGGGAAGACACAGAAGGGUGGCGCUGCCGCUGCCAUGCAAUCGGCGGCGGCGAAGAAUGAGAGGGAGGGAGUGGUGGGGCAUAAUGAUAUGAGUAAAAUUGCCACCGAGGGUGGUGUCAGUUUAACCGAGACUGAUGUUUCCGGGAGGCAGGUCAUCACGGAGUCCGUCGGUGGACAGGUUCUUCACAACCUAGAAGACAGUGUAACAAAAAAAAAUCUAGAAGACAAGGGAAGGAAAUUUUGUAAAUUAGCUGAGGUGGUGGAACAAUUUAACCAAAAGGCAUCACUGAAUACAGUGACACCUCCAUCUCUUGUUCAAGAGAUGGGCGCCGCCGGAGCUGGUGGAACCGGAGGCAUCACCAUAGGUGAAGCGCUCGAAGCCACUGUUUUGACAGCCGGAAAAAAGCCUGUGGAGUGGAGUGACGCGGCUGCAAUUCAAGCAGCCGAAGUGAGAGCCACAGGCCGAACCAACAUUGUCCCCGGAGGUGUUGCCGCGGCGGCGCAGUCAGCAGCUACACUCAAUGCUCGAGCAACUAAAGAUGAGGAGAAAACCAAACUUGCUGAUAUUCUGACGGAUGCGACUUCGAAGUUACCAGCAGACAGAGUAGCAACGAGGAGAGAUGCUGAAGGGGUGACGGGUGCAGAAAUGAGAAAUGAUCCGAACCUCACUACUCAUCCUGGCGGUGUCUCUGCAUCUGUGGCAGCAGCAGCUAGGCUUAACCAGCAAGCCAAUCAUAACUAAGUCAUAUACCAUUUUCUCAUUAUAUAUAUAGUAAAGUAAUGUGAUGUAAUGGUGUGCUUGUUAAUUUUGUAAUGGAGUCUGCUUUUCUCCCUAGCUAGAAUUUUAAUUUGUUUUCUCCAAUGUAAUGAGAAUUUUGAAUGAGAAAAAAAAGAGAAUAAUUAUAAUGUACUGCCAUGUAAUUAUAUCACAGUAUUUUGUCAUGUUAAUAAUUUGAAUUAGCAAACAAAAUUUAAAUCAAAUUAGAAUCCUAAUGAACUGUAACUGCAUUCAAAUUCUGCACUGCGUUUUGUCGGUUUUCAGUUUUCAUCUUAGUCCACGUUCAUUUCUUCACCCUCUCCAGGUUGAAGAAGAAGCACAUACGAGCACUCAUCAAGCAGCUCGAUCUCUCAGUCUCUGCUCUGUUGCAACAACUUUCAUUAGCGAUAAAAGAUCUCUGAUGGCAG
This is a messenger RNA of Lotus japonicus, 1420 nucleotides long. RefSeq names its product late embryogenesis abundant protein D-34-like. NCBI's taxonomy places the organism in Eukaryota, Viridiplantae, Streptophyta, Magnoliopsida, Fabales, Fabaceae. The record is from RefSeq and is a predicted model, not a curated record. The transcript is spliced from 4 exons. The coding region runs from base 93 to 977 and encodes 294 amino acids.